Microthlaspi erraticum is the source of this 1452-nucleotide messenger RNA. The record is from the annotation of a GenBank genome assembly. Lineage: Eukaryota; Viridiplantae; Streptophyta; Magnoliopsida; Brassicales; Brassicaceae.
AUGGCUCGAGUCUCAUCUCUUCUCUCUUUUACCUUCACACUUUUGAUCUUUCUUCAUGGCUACACCGCUCUACAGUUUCCAAACGAGUGCCAGCUCGACAAGCUCGAUGCGCUCGAGCCGUCACACGUACUCAAGGCCGAGGCUGGUCGCAUAGAGGUGUGGGACCACCACGCUCCUCAGCUACGUUGCUCUGGUGUCGCCUUCGUACGUUACAUCAUCGAGUCUAAGGGUCUCUACUUGCCUUCUUUCUUUAACACCGCGAAGCUCUCCUUCGUGGCUAAAGGAAAUGGUCUUAUGGGGAGAGUGAUCCCUGGAUGCCCUGAGACAUUCCAAGACUCAUCAGUGUUCCAACAAGGCCAGGGACAACAGGGCCAGGGACAGCAAGGCCAGGGACAACAAGGUCAGGGACAGCAAGGCCAGGGACAGGAAGGCCAGAGUCAAGGUCAAGGCUUCCGUGACAUGCACCAGAAAGUGGAGCACAUAAGGAGCGGAGACACCAUCGCCUCAUCACCAGGUGUAGCCCAGUGGUUCUUUAACGAUGGAAACGAAGAACUUGUCAUUGUCAGCGUCCUCGACUUAGCCGGCCACCAGAACCAGCUCGACCGUAACCCACGGCCAUUUUACUUAGCGGGAAACAACCCACAAGGCCAAGUAUGGCUACAAGGACGAGAGCAGCAGCCACAAAAGAACCUCCUUAAUGGCUUCACACCAGAGAUUAUUGCUAAAUCUUUCAAGAUCGAUGUUCAGACGGCCGAACAGCUUCAGAACAACCAAGACAACCGCGGAAACAUCAUCCGAGUUAAAGGCCCGUUCGGUGUCAUCAGGCCACCUUUGAGGAGCCAGAGACCGCAGCAGAAAGAAGAAGAAUCAGUAGGUAACGGUUUAGAGGAGACCAUUUGCAGCGCAAGGGUCACCGAUAACCUCGACGACCCCUCUAACGCUGACGUGUACAAGCCACAGCUCGGUUACAUCAGCACUUUGAACAGUUACGAUCUCCCCAUCCUACGCUUCCUCCGUCUCUCAGCCCUCCGUGGAUCUAUCCGUCAGAACGCGAUGGUGCUUCCACAGUGGAACGCAAACGCAAACGCGGUUCUCUACGUUACAGACGGUGAAGCCGAGUUGCAGGUGGUUAACGACAACGGUGACAGAGUGUUUGACGGACAAGUCUCUCAAGGACAGCUCAUUGCCAUUCCCCAAGGUUUCUCGGUGGUGAAACGCGCAACAAGUGAGUAUUUCAGGUGGGUCGAGUUCAAGACAAACGCAAACGCACAAAUCAACACUCUUGCGGGACGAACCUCAGCCUUGAGAGGUUUACCAUUAGAGGUCAUAACCAAUGGGUUCCAAAUCUCACUCGAAGAAGCAAGGAAGGUUAAGUUCAACACGCUCGAGACCACUUUGACUCACAGUAGUGGUCCAGUUAGCCACGGGAGGCCAAGGGUCACUUAUGCUUGA